UCCCGCGUCAAGAAGCUCCGCUUCAGGUAACGCGGCCCGUAAUCGGACUGAUAUGGUUGUGGGGGUUAUGUGAUACCUCCACGUAGUGCAAUGUGUUGCAAUCUUGGAAGAAGGAAGUCCGAAGUCAUUUCUGCGCUUGCGUUCGUUACUACUUCGCCUGCGUUCGGUGCUCGCGCAGGCAUACAAACGAAGGAAACCGUGUCGCAAUAGUGCAUUUCCUCAGUAUCCAGCAGCAUGCCGAUAAACACUCAUGAACUUAUGAAUGUGCUGUGCCAGUUAUCCGAGAAAGAAAAUUUACAAGUCACUGUGAGAGAAUGUGCAAAAGGAGGCGUUAUUGCUGGAAUUAGUACUCUGGUUGGCGGCGUCUUAAUGGGUCCUGCUGGUCUUGCAAUCGGUGGAGCUGUAGGAGGCUGCUGUGCGGCUUACCUUGCAAAAGGCAAGUUUCUUCCGUUGGCAACUGUCAUCAGGAGCAUGUCACAAAAAGAAAGGAAGAAACUGCAACUUGCAAUUGAAGCUGUCCUACGAGACAUCGACAUGACCGACGUGAUCAAGUUGACCAUGCUCCUUGCCAAUGACGCUGCCGUCAAACGACUAGUGCUUCGCGAACUUGUCUCAUUCUUUCGAAGCCAGAUGCACCUUCAGAUUAUUGACUGAUUCCUGCUGUGUUGGGGCAAUGUAAAGCUUCGAUAAAGGUGUGAUAUUAGGCAGGUACUGUAAACGUGCAGUACGUUAUGUGUGGAGAUGGUGCUUUCUAGCUAGUACAUAGUGAUCCUAAAGUGUUUGCGUUGAUGAUUCUGAUCAUAUAAAGGAACAACAUUGUUUUGUACGAACGGUUGCGAGACUUCAACUUGGUAUCUAAGAAUGCAGGUCUACAGUUUCACUCACUCUGUGUGGAUAUAUUGCAGGACCCUCCCUCACUGUUAGUGAUCAUUGAACACAUUUUAGACGUUCGAUGUUUUUAAGGGCCUGAACGUGUUUUUACG
This is a messenger RNA of Ornithodoros turicata, 983 nucleotides long. RefSeq names its product protein C19orf12 homolog. The record is from RefSeq and is a predicted model, not a curated record. Lineage: Eukaryota; Metazoa; Arthropoda; Arachnida; Ixodida; Argasidae. The coding region runs from base 235 to 654 and encodes 139 amino acids. The transcript has 2 exons.